Bipolaris maydis ATCC 48331 is the source of this 453-nucleotide messenger RNA. The record is from RefSeq and is a predicted model, not a curated record. Lineage: Eukaryota; Fungi; Ascomycota; Dothideomycetes; Pleosporales; Pleosporaceae.
GAGAUGACGAUAGUCGAAAUGGGUGCUUGGCUGACGUUGGCGGUUGACGCAGUUGCGGCCUUUUUUUCGAUAGUGCUGGCGGUUGUUUGCUCAGCUGGCACAUGUAGGCACGAGUCGACGAUGCAGGACAUUGACGAGACUAGUGACAGCUGUGUCUAUCGAAACAUGUUUUAUGACGAAGCCGAUGGUAGACGUAGGAGCACGGUCAGUCCCUGGGUUUUUGUUUUGCUUGUCUCAGUGGAGAGACAAGGCGCCAGAUAUCCGGGUAUGAAAUCCGUGUGCCAUAUCGAUUGGGCGGUUCCGCAUGGGCUGAUGCUGUCAACCUCGGUGGUGGGUUCAUGGGCGGUGAAGAGCUGCACGACGACAGAUGCCAUGUCGACCCAUAUCUUGCUUUCCCCAUUCUCCACCCCCGAUAACAGGAAACCCACUCUGAUAAUGUGCCACGAUGAUUGA